Molecule: messenger RNA, 1779 nt
Organism: Momordica charantia (bitter melon)
Lineage: Eukaryota; Viridiplantae; Streptophyta; Magnoliopsida; Cucurbitales; Cucurbitaceae
Product: alpha/beta-Hydrolases superfamily protein
Source: RefSeq, a predicted model, not a curated record
CAGUCAUUUCGUCGUGCAGGUGUUAAACAUGCCACACAGUCUCCCGCGCGUCGCUCGAUGGUCUAAGCCCAGCUAACUUGGCGCGCCCCGUCAGAGCGCCAACCUCGCUUUUUCCGCCUCUCGUUUUCAUUUCCUCUUCCUAAUUUAAUUUACCGUCAUUCAUCCCGUUCUGUGCACCAAUUUUCCCCACAAUUCCUCUCUGAAUUAUCCACCUAAAAGUUGCCCCUCCGAAUCUUCCCUCUCAAAAGGAAGAUAUCGGCUUACGAUUCCUCAUUUUUGUCUAUUCGCCGUGCAAUGCCGAUAGUUGCGAGUUUCGCGGCGACAUUUUCCGGAUCCGCCGUUGGUUCAGCGGUGAGAAGCCCGAGCUUUCGAUUCGAUCGCCGGAUCAGCUGGCCUGCUAAUCCGACCAGUUUAAACCAUCCUUUCCAGAAUGCCGUGCGCUUGCCUCGAUCAGUUUAUGGUUGCUCCAGCAUUGCAAUUAAACAUUCAUCUAUUCGUGCAGCAUUGUUAGAUGAGACAGUUGCACAUCAAAAUAUUACAAAAAGGGCUUCUGAAAUUUUGGCCUUUGAUCUAGUUCAAGGAGCACUUGUAAAGUGGAGUAAUAUUAUGGAUAGACCAUCAUCUGAUCCACCAACAGCAGUCUUUCUGCAUGGAAUUCUAGGCAGCAGAAAGAACUGGGGAACCUUUGCUAGAAGAUUGGCAAAAGAAUUUCCAGAAUGGCAGUUUCUUCUGGUAGAUUUGCGAUGUCAUGGUGAUUCAACCUUAACUAGGAAGAUGAGCCCUCACACUGUUUCUGCUACUGCUCUUGAUGUAUUGAAGCUGGUUCGACAGCUGAAGAUAACACCUCGAGUUCUAGUUGGGCACAGCUUUGGAGGAAAAGUUGUCUUGAGUAUGGUAGAACAGGCUGCUAAACCUCUGGCUCGGCCAGUGAGAGUUUGGGUUCUGGAUGCCACACCUGGAAUAGUUAGACCUGGUGGAGAUGGAGAAGACCAUCCUGAAAAAUUAAUAUCUUUCCUAAGUACGCUGCCCAAGGAGGUGUCCUCGAAGCAGGAUGUGGUGAAUGCUCUUGUUCGACAUGGAUUUUCUAUGGAUGUAGCACAGUGGGUCGUUACUAACCUUCGACCUAUUGGGCCUCGUGGCUCACCAUCAUCUGGCUUUUCAUGGGUAUUUGAUCUCAAGGGCAUUGCUGAGAUGUAUCAGUCCUAUGAAGAAACAAAUUUAUGGAAAAUUGUGGAAGAUGUUCCUCGUGGUGUGCAUAUCAAUUUUUUGAAAGCUGAAAGAAGCUUGCAUCGAUGGGCACUUGAAGACAUUCGGAGAAUCCAUGCUGCAGAGGAACUGGCUGUUGAAGAGGGAGGUGGCGUUGAAAUGCACGUCCUCGAGGAUGCUGGUCACUGGGUGCAUGCCGAUAAUCCAGAUGGACUGUUUCGGAUCUUGUCAUCCUCUUUCAAAGGGAUUAGAACUUAAGGGGAGCAAAGCAAGGCUUUCUCGAUAUCGUAUAGAUUGCAUAUCUCAUUUCUCAAUUCAUUUCACCUUAGCUUGUUCAUGUUUUCAGUUCCUCCAACCUCCCAGCUCUUUCGUUUAGGCACAUAGGAACUUGCAUCAUCAUUAUUUUGUAUAUCUAUUAUAAAUGUUCUGUCUUGUGGUCUUGCAAGCCCAAACGUUAGCCUUACAUUACAUGUCUUCCGUUUGCAUCAAAACAAGUGGAUCUGUUCCUGAUUAACGAUAUUCCACAUUCCCUGGGGUUCUUUCUUCAUUUUUCUAUUGAGUUUAGUUAGCUAA